Molecule: messenger RNA, 1615 nt
Organism: Coturnix japonica (Japanese quail)
Lineage: Eukaryota; Metazoa; Chordata; Aves; Galliformes; Phasianidae
Biological process (GO): positive regulation of cell cycle G1/S phase transition; cellular response to cytokine stimulus; regulation of phosphatidylinositol 3-kinase/protein kinase B signal transduction
Molecular function (GO): calcium ion binding; calcium-dependent protein binding; transition metal ion binding
Source: RefSeq, a predicted model, not a curated record
ACUUAUCCUUAUGAUUUUCUCUUUGUUCUGUUUUCUCUUCAUCCCCAUAUAGGCACUCCCAGGCUGCCUCCUCCCGUGUCAGUCACUUGCAUCGCUCACCAAACACGUUCACUAAAGAGUUCUGGGUGUUGCUUGGGCAUCACCUUCAACUAAAUCCCACAGCACUAAAAAUAACCUUUUCUGCUUAAUUCCUCUGAAAUGCGUCCACAGGUGGGGUGAGCUUAGGAAGGAUCAUCUCUUCACUACGGAGUAAAGCACCAGAGCAGAAGUUAAUGAGCAAGAGACAAAUGAAGACAGGGGGAUGACAGUGUCAUUGGGCGAGGAUGCGGCACCCUGCUGACGCUGUAUCCCUUCAUGAUGCUGCUGUAUAUAAAGCUGUUGGGAGCAGGUUGGCUGCGCACUGUGCUCUUCUCACCCAGCAGGCUGCCUCUGUUCUGUGGGGAGAUGGCCCAGCUCCAGGAGAACAUCAAUGGCAUCAUCACUGCCUUCUACACCUAUGCCAGGAGUGAUGGUGACUGCAGCACACUGAGCAGGGGGGAGCUGCGACAGCUCAUCGAGCAGGAGUUUGAGGAUGUGAUUGUGGAUGCUCGGGAUCCCAGAACUGUUGAGAAGGUGUUGCUCUUCCUGGAUGAGGACAGCAGUGGCAAGGUUGACUUUGGUGAGUUCCUCAGCCUGGUUUUCCGUGUGGCCAAGGCUUGUCACAGGCAAUUCCAGCAGUACCUGGAGCCAGAAGAUGAUCAGGAGCUGACGGUACAGGAGGAGGCAGAUGGGGAACAGCAUCACAACCAGGUCCAGGAGCAGGGGGUGAGCGAGGAGGUGCAAGAGAGUGGGACAACCCAACAGCACCAGGAGGGUGAAGAAGAAAAGAACCACCAAGACACCCAACAGAAACAGGAAGGUGAGACACCGAAGAACCAGGACACCCAAAAUAUUGAGAAGACUGAGACACCAAAGGUUCAGGAUACUCAACAGACCCAAGAGGUUGAGACACCAAACAACCAAGGCACCCAGGAGAAAAAGAUUGAGAUUCCAAAGGACAUCCAGGACACUCAUCAGGAUGACAGGGCCACGGCACCAGAAGAGGGUCCAAAGAGAGGUGAGAACGUGGUCACUGAAACUCCAGAGAAAGACAGAAAUACCCCAGAAGCUGAAAAAACACCAAAACAUGACCCCAAACUCCACCAGGACAAAGUGACUGAGACACCAGAACUGGGACAGAACAACCACCACAGGGAAGAGCUUGAGCCAGCCGAGCAGAGCCACACUUCUCCCACCGUGACACCAGGGAGAACCACAGACACAAACAAGAACCCCAGCCCCAAAGAGACCCAAGAGCUGCCCCCUCCAGUGAGGGGCACAGACCCCCACCCAGAUCCCCAGCCCUCAGGGACCCGGCGUGACCCAGCUCACCCCCCUGACCUCACAGUGACGGUGCGGGAAGGCAGCGUGGCUGAGGCUGAACGUGUCCCAGGACAUCAGCAGCAUGGGGCUCAUGGCAAAGGAAAACACGUGGUGGAGAAGGAGAACCUGCAGCCUCAGCGGCCUCCAAGGAAGUAAGAGCUGCAGUGAGCCCUGUGCGACUGUGGCUAUUGGUGCCAGCAAGGUGGGAUAUUUU